GCGUCCUCCCGGAAGUGACGUAAUAAUCGCGGCCACCGCCAGGUGGAAACGGCAGGUGGGUUCAGGUGCCAGCCUGGCCCGGGCCCGGCUCUGGGACUGACUCUUCCGGUCAUCGACACCGGCAGCUCCCAGGGGCCUGGAGACCCGUGGGCCGGGCUCUGGCAUCUGAGCUCAUCGCCCUGGCCUGGAGUUCUCCUCCCCUGUACCUAGUAAGGAUCACCUACCCACCUCCGCCACUCCGAGACUCCCCCUCUCCGAGUCCAGGGGAGAGGAGGAGGCACCUGCCGUGCAGGUCGGCGGCGGUCGGGAGAGCUCGGGCUGGCACCUAGGCAGUUCGGUCCCCUGAAGCCCCUGCUCCUUUCUCUCCCGGAUCCAGUUCCCCAUUCCCCCACCGAGCUGGGCAGUUAGCCAGCCCACCUCAACUCUCGGAACCAUGUUUGCAGACUUGGAUUAUGACAUCGAGGAGGAUAAACUUGGGAUCCCCACUGUGCCUGGGAAAGUGACCCUGCAGAAGGACGCUCAGAACCUGAUCGGCAUCAGCAUUGGAGGGGGGGCCCAGUACUGUCCCUGCCUCUAUAUCGUUCAGGUGUUCGACAACACCCCCGCAGCCCUGGAUGGCACCGUGGCUGCUGGCGAUGAGAUCACUGGUGUCAAUGGCAAGUCAAUCAAAGGGAAGACUAAGGUGGAGGUGGCAAAGAUGAUUCAGGAGGUGAAGGGGGAAGUGACCAUCCACUACAACAAGCUUCAGGCGGACCCCAAGCAGGGCAUGUCCCUCGACAUUGUGCUGAAGAAGGUCAAGCACCGGCUGGUGGAGAACAUGAGCUCAGGCACGGCUGAUGCCCUGGGCCUGAGCCGGGCCAUCCUGUGCAACGAUGGGCUGGUGAAGAGGCUGGAGGAGCUAGAGCGGACGGCUGAGCUGUACAAAGGGAUGACAGAACACACCAAGAACCUCCUCCUGGCCUUUUAUGAGCUGUCACAGACCCACCGGGCCUUUGGGGACGUGUUCUCUGUGAUCGGGGUGCGGGAGCCCCAGCCAGCAGCAAGCGAGGCUUUUGUGAAGUUCGCAGACGCGCACCGCAGCAUUGAGAAGUCCGGCAUCCAGCUGCUGAAGACCAUCAAGCCGAUGCUGACGGACCUGAACACGUACCUCAACAAAGCCAUCCCCGACACACGGCUCACCAUCAAGAAGUACCUGGACGUGAAGUUCGAGUACCUGUCCUACUGCCUGAAGGUGAAGGAGAUGGACGACGAGGAGUACACCUGCAUUGCGCUGGGCGAGCCGCUGUACCGCGUGAGCACCGGCAACUACGAGUACCGCCUGAUCCUGCGCUGCCGCCAGGAGGCGCGCGCGCGCUUCUCGCAGAUGCGCAAGGACGUGCUGGAGAAGAUGGAGCUGCUGGACCAGAAGCACGUCCAGGACAUCGUGUUCCAGCUGCAGCGCUUCGUGUUCACCAUGUCCAAGUACUACAACGACUGCUACGCGGUGCUGCGCAGCGCCGAUGUGUUCCCCAUCGAGGUGGACCUGGCCCACACCACCCUGGCCUACGGCCCCAGCCAGGGCGAGUUCACCGACGGGGAGGACGAGGACGAGGAGGAGGGCCAGGCAGCCAAAGAAGCUGCCCAAAACACGCGCGGGGCUGCCGGGCCGCUGGACAAGGGCGGGAGCUGGUGUGACUCCUGAGCUCACCGCCCCGGGCCGGAUGGCGGGGGUCAGCCUCAGAAAGGCCUGCGGGCCUCCGACUUCUCCGUCCUGGGCGCAGUGGGCCCGGGCUCCUGCUGGACAGCACCACCCCUUUCUCCGGCCUGCUCAGUCCAGGGAGCGCGUGGCCUCCGGACCUCUCUAGGAGGAAGCAAGAGGGCCGGAGGGGGCAGCAGUGCAGGGCCGGUCCUGUGGGCGCCUCCCGGGGCCCCUCGCCCUGGCAGCCAGGUGGCUGCGGGGCUGGAGCCUGCGUUUGCGCCUUACCCACCCAGGCCACAGGCACCUAGCAGCCUUUAUUUAUUUUGUUCCCCCUGCUCCGCGCCUCUGGAGAAGGGCUGGGCCGGGGCCUGUACUGAAUGAAUAAACUCGGACGAUGGAGCUGCUGGCUCUGCAGGAUCUGA
Cavia porcellus (domestic guinea pig) is the source of this 2100-nucleotide messenger RNA. It is a transcript of the gene Pick1, whose product is annotated as protein interacting with PRKCA 1. Bases 434 to 1681 code for a protein of 415 amino acids. Gene Ontology annotation, biological process: dendritic spine maintenance; positive regulation of receptor internalization; regulation of Arp2/3 complex-mediated actin nucleation. The record is from RefSeq and is a predicted model, not a curated record. The transcript has 12 exons. NCBI's taxonomy places the organism in Eukaryota, Metazoa, Chordata, Mammalia, Rodentia, Caviidae. Gene Ontology annotation, cellular component: postsynaptic early endosome; trans-Golgi network membrane; postsynaptic density. Gene Ontology annotation, molecular function: phospholipid binding; protein domain specific binding; protein kinase C binding.